ACUCAGCCCAGUGAGGCCGUGGCCACUCCCUCAACCAGCACAAGUGGCAGAGGGCCUAGAUGACCACUGAGCCCUCGGAAGAGGCCGGAGCCGCCAGCAUCCCCACACCGGGUGACGUGGCCGACAGCGGAUCUACGGAUAGCCCAACAGGAAGUUCCCAAAGUCAGGUCCCCCUCAUUGCAAACGUCUCGGUGGCUAGCAGCGCUGCAGCGCCAGCCGAACGGCAGGAUGUAGAGCAGGCCCCUAUCGAGUCAGCCACCUCUGAGGCCACAUCAGCGUCUGGGGACAAAGACGAGCAUGAAGCUGCUGCAGGGCAUGACCAGGAGCCCAAGGAGGCCACUGCGCUGCUUGCCCGCCCAGCCCCAGAAGCUCUGCAAAUAUCUGUAAGCCCCCAGAACGCAGGAUGGGGUGGGCUGGUGCAAAAUUUGAGGAUGACUAAGAGUUCCAGGGCUUUCCAACAUGACUCCCUGGGGAAGGAAAAGACACCACAAAUGGCAAGUAUCCCACACAGGGAGCAGGAACUAUCUCCAACGACCCCAAGUGCUCAGGUAUGGGCCCCCCAAAAUGUGGAGGCUCAGCCCGCUGUGAGCACUGCAGACGCCUUUGACCAGCUUGACACUGGGGCCUCUGGUGUCACUGAAGCUGUCAAGGAGAAACCUGAUGGUCCGAAGGCCUUGAACGCUGACACUGAGGCUUUGCCAUCAGCCAAGUCCCACACAGUGACUGAGGACGACUUGGUGGCCCGCUCAGGAGACCUGCAGCCUGGGCUGUUGCCUCCCUCCCCAGGAGGCAGUGCCCCACCCUCGCCUGCCCCUCAUGUGGUGGCCCUGGGGAGGAGGCCCCUGGACUCCAGCCUGUAUACAGCCAGCGAGGAGAACAACUACAUGCGCUCCAUGACCAGCUUGCUGGGUGGGGGCGAGGGAUCCAUCAGCUCCCUGGCAGACAUCCUGGUGUGGUCUGAGACCACCAUGGGCAUGGCCACAGGCUUCCUGGCCUCCGGCCGUGGCUCUGUGACAGACCUGCUGUACAGCACAGGGCCCAGCCUGCGCUCCAUCUCCAGCAUCCUGGGGAAUGCCAGCGCAGCCUUCUCCUCCGGGCUGGUGGCGGGGACCAGCUCAGCCCUGCGCUCCAUCACCCACAUGCUGGAGAGGGUGGAGCAAAGGACGGUCGAGGGCAUCCACUCGGCUGUGCGCUACCUGACCAGCCACCUCACCCCACACUGGGCCCAGGCCGGCCCCAACUGCAGCUAGACCCUGCGCUGGAGGGGUCGGGCUCAGCAGCCUCUGAGACCCCAGGGACCCUUAGGCCCUGCUCCCUUGCCCCCCCUACCCUGGACGGCUCUCCCCAGACCAGGCAAUAAAUCAGCGGCAAGA
Messenger RNA from Equus caballus (horse), 1373 nucleotides. RefSeq names its product testis expressed 44 (gene TEX44). NCBI's taxonomy places the organism in Eukaryota, Metazoa, Chordata, Mammalia, Perissodactyla, Equidae. The record is from RefSeq and is a predicted model, not a curated record.